Molecule: messenger RNA, 810 nt
Organism: Thelazia callipaeda (thelaziosis nematode)
Lineage: Eukaryota; Metazoa; Nematoda; Chromadorea; Rhabditida; Thelaziidae
Source: the annotation of a GenBank genome assembly
AUGGAUCUUCGCAAACGUGGAAAAAAUGAUAAAUCUUCUAUAGCACCUGUAGAUUAUGGUGGUGCUGCUGGUUAUGCAGCCGAAUUACGUAAGUGGUUAUUCGCAACGCAGUGUUGGUUAUUCUGCCAUCAAAUGGCAGUAGUGCAGUCACUAGCAUAUGUGUCAUCAUGUAACCGGUCAUCAACCGAAUCACCUCUGGUACCAUCUGCUGCAGUUUCACCUCCACCACAAGCAGCAGCCACUCAUUCAGCUGAUAAUCCUUCCAGCAGAAACCAGUUUAUUCAGCGACGAACAAUUCCAUCUUUUACUCGACGAAUCCUUGCUGAAAUGAUUGAUUCCAUUUUUGCAUUUGCUGCAAAAUUAUUGGUUGUAUAUUUAUUGGUAGAAUUCGGUAUAUUAGAUCUGGAAAAGUAUGACCGUUUAUUGGGUGAUGAGGCUGAUUUGCAAACACUGAUUAAUGUAACGCAAGAAUUAUUUCCUAUUGAAAUGCUGGCUAAGGUUAUUGUAAGUAUUGUGGAGGCAUUGUUUAUAUCAUAUGGAUUCGGAUCAGUUCCUGCUGGACAGACACCGGGAAAAGUUGUUUUGAAUAUUAAGGUGACUACCUGUUAUCAAGUGAUACCAAUACCGGGUAGUGAGGAAGUUAAUGUUGUCCAGACACUCAACGUCCCAUUCAAAAAUUCGUUAUUACGAUCGCUGAUGAAAAAUAUGCUUAUCAAUUUGCUUUUUCCGCUCAGUGCUGUUGCUUAUGCAUUUUCUUACAGUCGUGCUGGAUACGAUAUUGUUGCAAAGACCAUUGUUGUAAAUGCAUAA